Xiphias gladius (swordfish) is the source of this 5267-nucleotide messenger RNA. It is a transcript of the gene phf14, whose product is annotated as PHD finger protein 14. The record is from RefSeq and is a predicted model, not a curated record. Lineage: Eukaryota; Metazoa; Chordata; Actinopteri; Istiophoriformes; Xiphiidae. Gene Ontology annotation, biological process: regulation of transcription by RNA polymerase II. The transcript has 19 exons. Bases 197 to 2857 code for a protein of 886 amino acids.
AAUACCAAACUGAAGUACAGUGAAGAGAUGUUCUUACAAUUUAUAAGCUCUUUGCUAUGCUCUAGCUUCAUCCUUAACUGUUCCCAUGGAAACAACAUCCAGUCUUCUGCACGUCACUGCUGUGUUUUCCAUUGUCGACAUAACAUGCUGCUAAAAGGAGACCUGCCUCGUUCCGUGUAGUAAAAACCAACCACAAAUGGACCGCAGUUUGAAGCGCCGGCAGGUGAAGCCACUUGCUGCCUCUCUCUUAGAUGCCUUGGAUUAUGACAGCUCAGAUGACAGUGACUUUGAAGUGGGAGAUGCCUCAGAGUCUAAAGCCCUGAUCAUACUCCAGGAUGGAUGCGCCUCUAUACAUACAACCCAAUACAAUCAGGGUUCAGAUGGCACAGGCAAUGGCAGUGAUGAAGAAGGUUCUAAAGCGAGUGGUGCAGGUUCAGAAAGUGACUCGGACAACGCUGGUUCGGCAGACGAUGGUAUAGAUGAGGAGGAGGCCAAAGACCUGGCUGCUGACGACAACUUAACGGAGGAUGAAGAAAAGAACAAACAGCAGCCUUCCUCAGACAGCUCAACCAAAGACAUCCCUGCUGUCACCCCAAUUAAAGGCCGACGCAAGAGCAGGAAAACAUCAGAGCCUGAGCCUGCUCCAGUUGCUGGCACUGCCUCAACUUCAGGGUCUGGCAGCGUGAAUACUGAGGAGUGUCAGGCUGAGCCCAAGAAAUGGAAUUUCCGCAGGAACCGUCCCUUGUUGGACUUCACCACUAUGGAGGAGCUGAAUGAGAUGGAUGACUAUGACAGCGAGGAUGAUAAUGACUGGAGACCCACAGCAGGGAAGAAGAAAGGCAAAGCAGCCACCCAGAAAGGAGGCACUGAAGAAGAGGAUGGUGGCAGUGCUAGUGAUGAUGAUGACGAUGAUGACGACGAUAAUGAUGAUGACGAUGACGAUGAGGACAAUGACAAUGAAGAUGGUGAUGACAACAACAACAACAGUAGCAGUGAUAGUGACAAAGAGGUGAAGAAGCCCAUGAAGAAGGCUAAGAACACUAGUACUUUUGAUGAGGAGCUGACUAACGACAGCAUGUCCCAGGGAAAGGGAAAUGAGGAUGGCUUGCUGGACCGGUCCCAGACAUGGAGUACUCAGCACAUUCUCAUCUGCUGCGUCUGUCUGGGAGACAACAGCGAGGACGCAGAUGAGAUCAUCCAGUGUGACAACUGUGGGGUGACUGUGCACGAAGGGUGCUAUGGCGUGGACGGCGAAAGCGACUCGAUCAUGAGCUCAGCUUCGGAGAAUUCGACAGAGCCUUGGUUCUGUGACGCCUGUAAGAAUGGAGUGACUCCCAGCUGUGAGCUCUGCCCCAACCAGGAUGGCAUCUUUAAAGAGACGGACGCUGGGAGAUGGGUGCAUGUGGUUUGUGCACUUUAUGUUCCUGGAGUAGCAUUUGGAGACAUUGAUAAACUACGACCAGUGACACUCACAGAAAUGAAUUAUUCAAAAUACGGGGCCAAGGAGUGCAGUUUCUGUGAAGAUACCCGUUUUGCCAGGACUGGUGUGUGCAUCAGCUGUGAUGCAGGAAUGUGUCGGUCCUACUUCCAUGUUACCUGUGCACAGAGGGAGGGACUUCUGUCUGAGGCUGCAGCAGAGGAGGAUAUUGCAGAUCCAUUUUUUGCAUACUGCAAACAGCAUGCAGACCGCUUUGACAGGAAGUGGAAAAGGAAGAAUUAUUUAGCCUUACAGUCUUACUGUAAGGUCUCUCUGCAGGAGAGAGAGAAACAGCUUACACCUGAAGCUCAGGCCCGAAUCACAACUCGCCUGCAGCAGUACAGGGCAAAAGCAGAGUUGUCCAGGAACACCCGGCCUCAGGCAUGGGUGCCCCGGGAAAAGUUGCCGAGACCUCUGACUUCUAGUGCCUCAGCCAUCAGGAAGCUGAUGAGGAAGGCGGAGCUGAUGGGCAUCAGCACUGACAUUUUCCCUGUGGACACAUCCGACGCCAACACCAGUAUGGACGGACGCAGGAAACACAAGCAGCCUGCCCUAACAGCAGACUUUGUCAAUUACUACCUGGAGCGGAACAUGCGAAUGAUCCAGAUCCAGGACAACAUCUCUGAACAGAAGAACUUAAAAGACAAGCUGGAGAGCGAGCAAGAAAAACUGCACGUAGAGUACAACAAGCUCUGUGAGUCUCUGGAGGAGCUGCUGAAUGUGAAUGGAGAGCUGCGGAGUGAAGGCCAGGCCAUGUGGACUCUGCUGGGGGGCAUCCUGGGCCAGAAAUUAAACACUCCAGCUGUUCUUAAAGCCCCAAAAGAGAGGAAACCUAGCAAGAAGGAGGGAGGACCCCCAGGGAAGUCAUCCAGCCUACCUGCAAUCCUCUAUAGCUGUGGCAUCUGUAAGAAGAACCAGGACCAACAUCUGCUAGUGCUGUGUGACACCUGCAAGCUCUACUACCACCUUGGUUGCUUGGAGCCACCACUAACACGCAUGCCCAAGAAGACCAAGAACAGCUACUGGCAAUGCUCCGAGUGUGACCAGGCCAGCAGCGAUGAGGCCGAUAUCGCCAUGGAGACGCUACCUGAUGGCACCAAGAGGUCUAGGAGGCAGAUCAAAGGACCAAUCAAAUUCAUCCCACAGGAGAUGUCACCAGAGCCCAAGAAACAUCAAGUGAGAGGCACGAGAACCAGAGGACAGAAGAGGAAGAGAAUUCCCAUCUGUGAAGACAAAGACGAUAAAAUUGAGCUGUUCAAUAGGAACCACUGCCACGGGAACGCCGACAACGGCAGUCUGCAAUGCAGAAAAAACCCAAAGCAGAAGACACAAGGACUGAGUGUACAACCUGCAAAGGACCCGGCGACAACGAAAACCUAGUGAGGUUGUGAGAGCCGGGGCAGCCACCUCACCUCCCAUAAAAAGUCGGGACAGAUGACCGUUGGCUUAGAGACAGAGAGAGGUAAAUUGAGGCGUUUGAAGAAUGGCGCUCGGGUCAGGCUGAAGAACGAGACCGUCACGCCGCCCCACAACGAACUCUGUUCCAAACUGGACCAACAACUGUCCAAUGAAAACUGAGCUGAAAUGUCUGAAUCUGAUUUAUGGAAUCCAAAGUAUGAAAGGUUGCUUUGAGCUAGUAAUGUUUGGUUAAUGUUGGACUCUCAACUGUUUGUAUACACUACGAGUAACUUGGUUGAUUGAAUAUUCUUUUUAUUUAUUUUUUUAUUUUUUUAUUCUUUACAAUUGUGGCUCGAGUUGCAUCUAUGCAAAGGUCCACAUAUACAACGUUAUGACUAAAUAAAAAAGGGUUAUCUAUUUACACAGUUCAUGUCUUGAAACAUUUUGGUGAGUAAACACAAUACUGGCCUAUGUAGCCCAUGAAAUAAAAGCUCACCAUCGACCCAAAUGAUAGAUGCAACUGUUCCAUAUAUAUCCUUUAUUAGACACUGAGUCCUGUAAUCUUCACAAGGUCCAUGGAAUGGCAUCAUUACUUCCUUAAUGUGAUGUAUUUUUAUUUUGAAAUAGGAUGUUGGGGCAUUACAUGUGACAGAUAGGGAUCAAUUUUAAGUAUAAACCAGGGGUCUAUCAACUAUGGGAAGAAGUCAGAUUGCUAUGGAGUCCAUUUAAUCUGAUAAGACAGGCAGAAGUUUUAUAGUUACAGUAUACCCACCAGUGCAACAUUAUGUCACCAUUGAAGGUGCACUGGUUUCCAUGUAUUUUGCAGUUUUCCAGGAAGAUCAAGGGCCCAUUUCAUGGGAUCUUUUAGACUGCAUUCAAAUCUGGUUGAUGUGCAUAAUGAAUUGGUCCAAGGCUGAUGAGCUUCUUGAUUGCUCAUAUGACAGCUAAGUUUGUUUGGCUUCUUCAUUCUGUUGGAAACGAGCAAAAUACUGUUGGUUUGUUGAUCAUGUUGCUCGCAGUGGAGAAGCACAGGAAAAAGCUCAAGGAGCUAUAAAAGUCAUACAACUGCUGCACUCUCUGCGAUAGUUGACUAAUGCAUCAUCUGAUUUUGGAAUCCCAAAUUAUUCCUCUCUAUGCCUCUAGGUGCUCACCUGAGUCAAACAUUGUGAAAUAUUUUAGAUCAACAGAUUUUUUUUCAUUGGUACUAGGCUGGUGCUUUGGACUUUUGACCUCCCUGUACAACUUCUCAUUAGCGCCAGUCAGAAGUAUUGAUUCAGGUCAUCUGCCACCCAAUCACUCUUAAGAAUUUCAGUUUGAGUUUGGUUAUUUGCAACGCAGUUGAACCUAGGCUUUCUCAGAUAUGAGUGUUGUGUUGUGUUUUUUAAGUAAGUGGAGGACCAGAAGUGUUUAGAAAAGUCAGUGUUGUUUAUAGAAAAGCCAACUGUUUCUGGUCUGUCAACUGUAGCAGUAUAGUAAUGCUACCAUAAAGCAUUUGUAGUAGAAACAAACUAGUGUAGUUAGUGGUAAUAGCACUUAAAUAUUAGUCCAAAUGUCUGUAGUGUCUUUAGGCAUUUAGAAGUCUUCCUCUGUCUCCAUAACUUGAAGUGACAGUUAAACUGACACGUCAUAAGAAAGAACCCCAGCUUUGUCUCUAUGUCCCUGGUGGCCCAUAGUCAGUGCUGUCAAAACAACAGCUGCUUGCUACUCUGUCAGAGCUCAUGACAAGUGUCACAUUCUGCCCUCAUGUGUCACUCUGUUGCCUAUCCAGGGCCCAAUAUGAAUGCUUUUGGGAGCAGUCAGACCCAUUCAGUUUUACUGCUUUUUGCCUCUCUGGCAUGUGUCCACAAACAACACCGCAAUGGGUUUGUCUCUUGAGAUGAGAUCUCAGUGCAGAAUGACUUGCUGACUCCUGACCAGUUCUUUCCCAUCACUCAAACUCACCCAGUCUCAAAGACUGCGUGUCAGUUCACUGCAUGACUGUAUCUAUUUACCCAGAUCUGUAUACUAAUUAAAAACUGAAAAUAAGUGAUGUUGUCUUGUAGAAUUUGAAUGCUACGUAGCUAUGUAGCGUGACAAUGUGUACAGUAUUUAUUGAAGAAGCCAAACAUAUUUCUUUUCUUUUUGUGACUACAUACUUGAUUAUAUAUCAUAAGCUUGUGUUGUGAACAGAGUUGAACUCUGAUUUGUGAUGUAGUCUUGAACUGACUACCAUAUUUUCUUUUAAUUGCCAAACAUAUGUUUAGCUUUGUUCACAGACAUGCUAUUAAGGGAAUAUUUCAUAUUAAUUGUGUACUGUGUUACUGCGAUACUGUAUGAGGUAAGAAUAUGAAUGUUGCUGCUGUUGUGUAUGUAAAGUGUCUCAGCCUCUGGCCUAUAGCUCUUGAAAAUGAAG